AGAACGUUAUGGCACAUCAGACCCAAUGGAAUAAGAAUACAAAAUAUGCAUUGGAUUUAUAUAAACAUGCGAUUCGCACUGCAGGACUGUGGCCACUGGACGAUCGGGCGUCACUACGAGUUUUCCUUGUGGCCACUAUUCAAGUGAGAUAUAUUUCUUCGUAUAAUUUGUUUCGACCGAUAUUGUUAUAUGUCUUGUAUAUACACCAGGCUAUUUCCUUAGGUGUUUUCAGGAGGUAAUUGAAGUUGGAUCAUGUUUCCGAGGCUCUAAAUGGAGAGAUAGAUUGAAUAAUUAUAAAUCUACAAAUUAAAAAAAUGGGAGGUAAUAAUUUACGCCUUAAAACAAUCUAAGGCUUAUCGAAAAAUAGCCUCGGAUAACGCUGAUGGCCGUUUUCGUGAGGAAUAUUGUUAUUAAAGGUAAUUGUGGUGGCAUUACUGAAUUUGUCGAUGCUAUCACGCUCAUUGGAACGAGCACUAUGGCUGUGAUAAAAAUUAUUCUAUCGUGGUUGCAUCAAAAGAGGGUUUCUUCCAUAUUAAAAGCUGUCGUCCAAGACUGGGCACAUGUUGAAAAUAACAAAUCACGACAUAUUAUGCUCAGAUAUGCGUACGUUGGAAGAGUUGUCUUCAUGGUGCAAAUGUUUGGAGUUUACAUGACGAUAAUUCCCCUUAUCUUGACGAACCUCCCAAAUUUAGCUGAUUUUAAACAUCCGGAUAAUGCAAGCAUAAUUGGGAGAAGUAUACCGAUUGGGCCAGAAUGCUGGGUUGAUCCAGAAAUGUCUUCGAUACGUUAUUGUGCUUAUUAUAUAUUUGUCUGCAUACACUUAUUUCUGUUGGCAACUGUGUAUCUAGGUGUGGAUGUAUUUGCAUUUGGUCUUGCGAUGCAUCUUUGUGGACAAUUUGAAUUAUUGUCCAGGAGUUUGGACGAGCUCGAUGUUAAUAAAUCCGAGUCAACUCAGCGGAAAAUCGUGACACAGUUUUCGAAAAGGCACAGUGUACUGCUUAAAUUGGCGGAGGACUUUGAAGCUGUCUUUCAUAUGUUAAUUUUCUUCGAACUUGGGACAAAUACGUUCAUCAUUUCUAUUUCUGAAAUCAUUUUCCUUUGGGCUUUUAAAAUUGGAGACACCCAAAUUAUAGCAGCAAUGAUUACGAGAAUUUACCUUAUGUACAUCCAGAUUUUCAUGUUCAGUCAUAUCGGUGAACAUUUAACUACACGAGCGCAACAACUACAAGUAGCUAUUUACAACAGCCCUUGGUACAAAAUAUCACCAUUCAUUGCCAGAGAUAUGAAAUUCAUAAUGAUGCGUAAUAACCAGUUAUUUCAUUUGACUGCUGGAAAGAUUUGGCAUAUGAAUUAUGAAAAUUUUAAGACAAUGCUCAAGUCAAUGUUUUCGUAUUUUUCGAUUCUCAGAUUGAUGUUUAAUGAAUAGAGAUGGUUAAUAAUUGAAUGAAUUUAUAAACAAAAAAACAAUUUUCAAAGUGAGAUUUUAAAUGAGAUUGGCUGCCCUCUGCUGAAUUAAUUUCCUGAAGAAUUCGACUAGGAAAUUAUGUUAUAAUUACAUACGGUUAUACAAUUUCACAGAGAUGUAUGACAGAUAGUAAUUUGUCUGAUACCUACACAUAAGGGCAGAGCCAACCUGCCCUGAAUAUAGAGAAGGUAUCAAAUAAAGAAUUUUUUAAAAACUGAAUACAACUGUACUUCCUACCAUUUGAAUGAACUAAUUAAUGACCUUUGUUUAAAUCUAUUUGAAGCCAAUAGUUUUUUUCUAACUUAUGACGUGCAAUAUUUACACUAGCAAAUUUUUAUUUGUACUGCCACGCAAUAGCCUACACUAUUACGUCGAUUGGUCAAUUACUCAAUGUAGAUUUGGCCUUGCAUGACGAUUGUUGGAAGAAUUCAUACACAUAUCACUAUGUUUAGUCAACUCACCACGUACUUUUUGCAAUAAUCAUUUCGCAUGGGAAGAAGUCCACCUGCCUCACCUAUUAAUGAUUCGAGAAUGAUAAUUUUCAUCAUUUAGAAGUCACGCAGAGACUAAUGAAAUGCUAUUGCAUGGAUUAUUUGUUCGGUAAUUGAUGUUGUUCCUGAUAUCGGAACAAUUAGCAUUUUGAAUUAACGCGUUGCUUGAUUAUUUUUCGAGUGAGAUGUCAAUUUUUUUUUAUUGAAAAACCAUCGAGAUAACGUCUGAACAAAGAUCCAACGAGCCUGGAGUGAAAAAAAGUAAUUGGUAUCUCAUUGUAAUCCGCGAUUCGUCCAAUAUGUUGAGGGGAAAGGGGUGUAAUUGAUGACGAGACUUUUAUUUAAAAAUCAACAGACUACCAGCAAAGUUUACAGAUACUUGCGAUUCCUCUUCAAGUGAAUGACUCGGUUUUUAAUGAGCCACGAGGAACAGGUAGAAGGUUGACAUUGUAGAAAGGUAAACAUGGAAAAAACCAAUGGAUUUUGUAUUUUUUCAAGAUAUGAUUAUGAUUAAUUCUCUUUGAUCAACAGAUGCAAAACAUCGUUCUUUCAACUGUCCAGAGGUCAUCUCACCUUAUAAUUUACCACACUUACUGUCAGUGUUGAUAACAACGAUGCAUGGGUUGUUGCUGAAUAUUAUGCAAUUAAACAUGUAAAUCUGGAUAGAACCUAGUCCUUCAUGACGAACGCUACGUACGCAGUUGUAUUUUUUUCGCCUUACGAAACCCACAAAAUUCUUUUCAUUACUUUUUUUAUUUAAAAAAUUGAUGACAGUUAUUUUCUCUCUUAGCAUUCAAAAUAUACAUCAAAGCCUUGACAAUGGUAAAUAUGGAUUAAAUCCAGUUUAUCCUCUACUUCGAAAUUAUUAGAAUUUCCUUCUCCUUCCUUGUCCUUGGCUAAAUUUACCAAUAACGAUGACAAACGUUCAAAUUGAUUUCCACGUUACUUUUAUCGACGAGUAGCAAUCGACUGAUAUAAAUUUUUGGAAUAGUUUACAUGGCGAACGGUAUAAAAGAUGAAUUGAAAAAUGAAACAAUAUUUUAAGUACAAACGUUAAAUUAUUUGAAAUGUUCAAAUUUCCAAAAAAGAGAAUAUUUCAUUAUGAUGAAAUGGUUCACUGAAUUCAUCUUUGGUAUUUAACCUUCAGGUCGGUAACUCUGGAUUUCACUUGCUCCGAGGCUGCACUUCCAACCAGAAUCCACCUUUUGCCGUGAUAUUUAUAUUAUCCUUACUCAAUUCCAAAGGCAAAAUCAUAUUCUUUCCCGGUUUCAGCGUGCAUUUGCAAAUCAAGUGAUAUAUUAACACUUUGAUCUCCAAAAGAGCAAAUCGAUUACCAAUGCAUAUCCUCGGGCCAAUUCCAAAUGGCAGAUAUGUGGAUGAAUGAAGUGUGCCCUUUGGAUCCUCCAUGAAACGUUCCGGAAGAAAAUCAUUCGGAUUUGGAAAAUAAUUAGGAUCUCUGUGCAGUGCAUAAAAUGGCAAAAAGAGGACAUCACCAGGUUCCAAUCUAAGCGGUUCUUUGCCCGGUAAAGCCGGUGGUAACUCGAAACUCCUGGUGCAAACCCUAUCCAUAGCUGUUUGAACUGGGUACAGCCUCAGAGAUUCAUUAAUAACAGCAUCCAAAAACUUCAUAUUGUUGAUAGCCUCGUACGUAAUAGAUUCUCCACACUGCUCAUACACAUCAUCCACUUCGUCUUGCAAUUUCUUCUGUACGUCUGGAUGAGUAGAGAUCAGAUGAGCAAUAAAGCACAUCGCCGUUGAUGAUGAAUCAAGUCCACCGAGGAUAAAAAUAAAAACCUGACACACCAUAUCCUGAAUUGUCAGCGCUGGUCCUUUUCCUGUUUCACUAUUUCGGCUUUCCAUCAUCAGCUGAAUCAUAUCUGGCCUUUUUAUUCCUUCUCUGUCUCUCGUUUCAACAGUAUUCUUCACGAGGUCAUUGAAGAACGCCUCGACUUUGCUAUUAGUGAGUCUAAUUCCGAGAAAUUUUGCGAGUCUUGGGGUCAUUCGUAUGAGCAAGAAUUUUAAGAGGUGAAAAAAUCCCCCGAAUUUAGUCGCUUGUAAAGCUAGAACGUAGAAAUCAUUGGUCGGAUUCUUCAUACUAUCAACAGCCACACCAAAGGCACAGGUGGCGAUGACGUCAGCAGUAUAUUUGGUGAACGCAUCUUUGGAAUUGAUGCCAGAUUCCUUUUCCACGUGCUCCAUCACAUAAUUUGUAAAAUUCGCCGCACAGUCGGACAUCAUUUUUAACAUAAUUUUCAGUUUACUAGAUGAGAAAGCAGGUGUCAAAAGAUUUCUCAUUUCUCGCCAUUCCUGCCCACGAAGAGUGAAUAAAUUUUGGGAGAACAGACGGUCGAGGUCCGAGACACUAACAUAUCGGUGAUUCAUAAAGUGAUCGAAGUUUCUGAUGGCAACAGUCCUUAUAAGUUCCGGAUCACGUAUGAGGAUUACACGAUCAUUGAACUCGUAAAAACCGACGUACUUUGCUUCGCUGCUCAAAUUGUAAAUGUCCUGUAUAUAUUCUGCAAAUGAUUUUUUUCGGAGUAGAAUUGGCAGGCUAUUGCCAACAAAAGGAAGAGAUUUCUCAUGUAUUACGCCAUGUUUAUCAAAGUAACUACGACGGCUUAACCAGUAAUAGAUAGAAACAAUGAUUAGUAAAAUACUCCAAACCACGGUCCAAUUAUCCAUUUUGAUGGUGUUCCUCAGGAACUCGAUGUUGGAUAGAUAUUAACGGUGCAAAUUAUCGGAAGUAACUGCGCCACGCCGCUAUAACUGUCGGUGAGCGGACGAUGGUCUAUCGAAUUAGUACUGGAAGGCCAGGUUUUUACUUUCACUAGUGACUAUUACAAGUCCAUGAACACUAACACUAAAUUACAUUGUUAUCACAUUCGUUUAUCUUUCGUUUGUUAUCAGGAAGUGUACGAUUUUGAAAUUAAUUCUUGAUGAUUUUAUGACUCAUACUUCAGAUAAUUAAUACUUAUUAUUUUUUACAGCGAUUUUAAUAUCAGAGAUAUAAAAGUAUAUUUAUUCGAUCACUGGUAAAAAAUUAGGUUAAGAUCUGAUGACACGUGCUCAAUUUUAUCAGAGACAUCACAACAAACAAUAUCUAAUACAUCAGAACAAUGGCGUAUGACAUAAGUAAGCAAAAUCACUGCUAAUACAAAGUAAUCUGCUUGUAAUUAAAGUGCUUUGAUUUCUAAGAAUUGUGAUAACUGACGGAAAAAUGACGCCACUCUAUUAGUUCUUGGAAUCAAUGAAUUUUCCCGAAAAGAGAUCUUGUAGAUAAAUCACAUUUCUCUGUCAAUAGAUAAAUGACGCAUUUCCCAACGAAUAAUGAGGAAUUUUUAGAGGAAAUGAAUGAAAUGAGACAAUGCGGAAAUUGUGGUUUUUUUUUUAAUAAAAGUAUACAAUGAGGAAAGUUUUUUUUAAUUUCAAUGAGAGGAUUAUAAUUUCAUUUUCUUGUGUAAUUGAGACAAAACAUUAUUUUGAAUUUAUUAUUUUCUUUUUCUUGUCAGACUUAUGGAGAAAUAAAAA
Diachasmimorpha longicaudata is the source of this 5484-nucleotide messenger RNA. RefSeq lists its product as uncharacterized. Gene Ontology annotation, biological process: detection of chemical stimulus involved in sensory perception of smell; sensory perception of smell. Gene Ontology annotation, molecular function: olfactory receptor activity; odorant binding. NCBI's taxonomy places the organism in Eukaryota, Metazoa, Arthropoda, Insecta, Hymenoptera, Braconidae. The record is from RefSeq and is a predicted model, not a curated record. The transcript has 3 exons. Gene Ontology annotation, cellular component: plasma membrane. The coding region runs from base 383 to 1426 and encodes 347 amino acids.